Molecule: messenger RNA, 1200 nt
Organism: Talaromyces rugulosus
Lineage: Eukaryota; Fungi; Ascomycota; Eurotiomycetes; Eurotiales; Trichocomaceae
Exons: 1
Coding region: 1-1200 (399 amino acids)
Biological process (GO): phospholipid biosynthetic process
Molecular function (GO): phosphatidylserine decarboxylase activity
Source: RefSeq, a predicted model, not a curated record
AUGUCCGAACCCGGUGUCGUCGAUGAGCUCAAAAGCUUCAUUGAGACUGAAAAAGGCGCAAAAAAGAAUUUCGAAGAUGCUAUUGAACAUGCCAAAAACACAAAAACGGGAGCUCCUAAACAGAUGAAACAGUAUGGAAUUGCCACACUGGCCGACUUCUACAAGUACCUGCAUGAUUUUGUACACUGGAUACCAUUUGAGAAUUUGGACGGUAGUGAGCCCUAUGUAAGGAUGUGCCUUAUGUAUUUCAUUUUUGAGCAGCCUAGCGUACGGCACUACCAAACUCAACUGAAGCCUGAAACUUCGGGACAAAAACGUUAUCAACUCUCGCCAAUCUCUCAAUGGCUUGUGAAAUUCGCCCAACUGCAAGGCAGUUUUCUGAGCAGCAUAGGCUCUAUCAAUGACUCGACACUGGCUACCUUUACAGACGUUACAGGGGAAAAAAGCUAUCGAGUGGACGACUACAUUAAACCAGACGGCGGAUGGAAGACGUUUAACGAUUUCUUUUCCCGCAGCCUGAAGCCUGAAAAGAGGCCUAUCGCAGGGAAGGGGAAAGAUACUAUUGUUGCGAGUCCAGCCGACAACAAAUAUGGUGGACAAGUACCGAUCAGCGACGAUGGCAAAGUCAACCUUCCAGAUAUCAACUUUAAAGGGAUUGACUGGCCCGUCAAAGAUCUUAUUGCUGACACUGGGCUAAAAGAUGACACAUUUAAUGGUGGCAUACUGAUCCACUCCUUCCUUGCACCAUACGACUAUCACCGCUUUCAUGCCCCGGUUUCUGGGGAAGUUGUGCUUUCGAAAGUUAUUCAGGCCCAAGUUUACCUCGAAGUCAAAGGGAACGGGAAUGAAGUAGUCCCCAUUCGACGACCAUACCAUCAAUUCAAAGACUCUAACGAUGUUGAUGCUCCUGAUGAUCCUGGAUACCAGUGGUGCCAGACUCGGGGUGUCCUUGUGCUCAAGACCAAUAAUUAUGGCUAUGUGGCUGCCAUCCCCGCCGGUAUGUGUCAGAUAUCUUCGGUACAUAUGACAGCCAAGGUGGGCAAUAAUUUGGAGAAAGGUGACGAAUUCGGCCACUUCUUGUUUGGUGGGUCAGAUAUGGUGCUGCUUUUUGAAAAGCAGGCCAAGUUCAAGUACCAGUACGGGGAAACGGACUAUCACAAAUUUUUGAUGGGAGAGCAGUUUGGAACACUUGAAAAAUAG